Galdieria sulphuraria is the source of this 2208-nucleotide messenger RNA. Its product is annotated as archaeal ATPase. The record is from RefSeq and is a predicted model, not a curated record. The transcript has 2 exons. Bases 97 to 2118 code for a protein of 673 amino acids. NCBI's taxonomy places the organism in Eukaryota, Rhodophyta, Bangiophyceae, Galdieriales, Galdieriaceae.
UGUUGUUGUUGUGACCGACAAACAAACAGUCAAUCGUUCAUUUAUUUAUAUUUGUACUCCGAAAUAAACAGAAGAUUGUUUAAUUUCACUUUGGCGAUGGCGAGUUUGGAUGAAAAGUGGAAAGCUGUGGACAAGUUUGAGCCUGUUGUGGUAGAUCGUGAAAGAGAUGUUGUUCGAGUGACAAAAGAACUGUAUGAUCUUCAUAACAACAGAAAACAACUCAGGGGUGUAACAAGUAGUUGCGACUAUCGCUUGACCAUACCAUUCGCCCCCCACAUCUUCGGCUCGGGCAAAACGACCUUUGCCCAAAACUAUUUGGAGUUGGUGCAAAGGUUUGGUGAAACUUUUCUGUCGACGUUUGCUUCGGACCCUUCGAGCAGAACCUUUUUGGAGAAGCUGAAAAAGGCUUCGUUGCUUUAUGCGGAUUUAAGGGAGUUGAAGCCCACAGAACCGAAAGAACGCAACCUAAAGUGGGCAGUAUACUAUUUAUUGUACCGAUCAGCUUGUAAUCAAAUGGGUCUACCGUUUAUGAAGCCUGAUGAAGCCUACAGACACAUUCCUCCCUAUCCAAGCUUUCUAAUUCCAGAGCUACGGAAGACUUUGGGCAUUCCUUCCGAUCAAUAUCUUUUGUUAGCAUUUGACGAAGUUGGGGGGCCUGAGACAAAAGUAACGACGAAUUUCAACUCAAGAAAAACCACAAAGGGUUUAAGUAUUAAGAAUGAUGUCGCUUCUGGGCUAUCAAAAGUCAUACUACAUUUUAUCCCUUUAUCACCUUUGGACGCUUCCAGUAUCGUUGAAUUCCUUGAAAAAAGUCUUCUAAAGACACCUACUCAAGAACCAGUUUGUAAUGUCUUAUGUAGUUCUUCAUUUUCAGUAAAUGAAUUGGCAGACUCAUUAUUGGAAUGUACAGGUGGAGUUCCUGGUUUGUUAACUCGUGCAGUAAAUAUGCUUUUGAAUUAUAUAAUAGCAAGAAACCAGCCUUUCAUAUCGAAAGAAGAAUGUUUGACGUGUAUGAACGACUACGAUUUCCGAAGAAUUUGCACUGAACCAUUUGUGGAACAAAUAUUGAAUUUGGACGAAGAUAGAAAAAGUGUUUUUGAUAUACUUUUGAUGAUGGCACUUUAUCGUAUACCGUUUAAAGUAGAUGACAGAUUGACCUCGGAGUCCUUUUUAUAUGAUGCAGUAACUGAAAUGGGACUAUAUCGAUAUCCUAUUGACCAGAAUACUUUGCAAAUCCUGAUUCCAAAAGUAUUUGUUGGAAUCUUCAAGAAGGACCCUUCCAUAUCCACUUUGGAAAAGAUACUUCUCGAAUCACUUGAUGUAGAACCAGUAGAUUGUUUCUUCUAUUCAAAGUGUCGUGUAUUUGAAGGAAUUGUUGCUUUACGACUAGUUUUGAUGUUGUCUUCAAAGAAUCGAAAUGAGUUGAGGGAAUUGUUCUGUCAAUUGUCUCCAAUAUGGAAACAAAUGAAACUUCCAAUCAGCACAAUAUCACCUAUUCACUAUAUCAAGUCUGUCGUUAGUUCUAGAGAAACAAGAAAUGAAUCGAACAAGAGUCGAAGAACUUUUGCCAAUACUGAAUGGAAUAAGAUUAUUCGAGAGACACUUUAUUUAGAGACUAUUUACAUUCCUUUGGACGCUACUUCUCAUAGUCCUGAUAUUAUAUUCAAAUUACAAUCUCCUGUGGAACCCAAAGUUCUUACUGUUGGAGUUGCAUGUAAAGGACGCUGGAAGUCGGAAGGAAUUGGCUGGUCAGAUAUUAUAGAUGAAGCCAAGAAAUUUUUAGAUCCUGUUUAUGAUCAAGUCUUAUCCAGUGCAAUGGAUUAUCAUCAUUGUAUGCUUAUUAUCGUUAGUACAAAGUUAUCAUUGAAUGUUUCUAAUGAGUUGGGUAAUCAAAGUCGUUGUUACUCCAGUGGAAUGUUUAUUGGAAAUGAUUCUUUCAAAGUACCUGAUAAUUGUGAACUUGUUAUUCUUUGUGAAAGAGAUGUCCAAAUGCUGAUUGACGAAGAAAUAUUGAGCGGACUUGAAAGAGCAUUUCAUGUUUCUCAUAAUCCUACUUUUUGGGAUUUUGGAUUAGAUUUACUUGAUAGAAUCCGUAACAGUUUCUUAAGCUGGCAAUAGAUUCUAACUCAGUCCUUCACUUUGUGAUUUGUUUUGAAGAGCAAGUAAACUUUUUUUUGUAUGUUUGAAACUCGGUUACAACUUAUUUGC